Messenger RNA from Pelobates fuscus (common spadefoot toad), 688 nucleotides. RefSeq names its product CART prepropeptide (gene CARTPT). Gene Ontology annotation, molecular function: neuropeptide hormone activity. Bases 2 to 349 code for a protein of 115 amino acids. NCBI's taxonomy places the organism in Eukaryota, Metazoa, Chordata, Amphibia, Anura, Pelobatidae. The record is from RefSeq and is a predicted model, not a curated record. Gene Ontology annotation, biological process: cellular response to starvation; negative regulation of appetite; adult feeding behavior. The transcript has 3 exons.
AAUGGAAACCUCCAGGAUGCACCUGGCAGUCAGCCUGCUGGCUUCUACCUUCCUGGUGUUACUGCUCAGAGCCAACUGUGAGGACUCAGACUACCUGGAGACCAGAGCCCUGGACUUCUACUCUCCUGUAGAGAACCCCUACCAUGAGAAGGAGCUGAUUGAUGCACUACAAGAAGUGUUGGAAAAACUAAAAAAUAAACGACUCCCCUCAUUUGAGAAAAAAUAUGGCCAGGUACCCAUGUGUGACGCUGGUGAACAGUGCGCUGUCAGGAAAGGGGCAAGGAUUGGCCGACUAUGUGACUGCCCGCGACGGACAUCAUGCAACACGUUUCUGUUAAAAUGUUUAUAGGCAGAAUAAUAAUAUGGACCAAUACACAACGCUGUUUGAUUUCAAUGGGAGAGCAGGAAUGACGAGGGCUCGUGUGUGAUUUGCUUUCUUUUAUUUUUUGUUUAUAGUUUUUUUAUUCUGUAUUCCAGGGAUGGGCAACUGUUGCUGGACUACAUAAUCACUCCCAGCCAUCAAUUGAAGGCUGAGGAUCAAGAAGGUUGCAGUCCAAUAACAGCUGAAUUCAUGCAAACGGUCCACCCAUACAGUCACUUUCAUCCUGCCAGCAAUGGUUGGACUAGAACUACAGGGUUGAAGGAGUUGUAAUCCACCAUCAGCUGAAUUAAAGCAAGUUGUCUGUCC